Plectropomus leopardus (leopard coralgrouper) is the source of this 8285-nucleotide messenger RNA. RefSeq names its product myocardin related transcription factor Ba (gene mrtfba). Gene Ontology annotation, biological process: positive regulation of transcription by RNA polymerase II; smooth muscle cell differentiation. The record is from RefSeq and is a predicted model, not a curated record. Lineage: Eukaryota; Metazoa; Chordata; Actinopteri; Perciformes; Serranidae. Gene Ontology annotation, cellular component: nucleus. Gene Ontology annotation, molecular function: transcription coactivator activity.
CAGACCAGUCGCAGCCAUUUUACUCCGUGAAAUAAACUUCAAUCCCACAGCCAGAGGAAAAACACUCAACUUAACUCGGCUGACAUCCAUGGAUAUCUCAGCAUGAAUCGGAGCUCGGACACAUCCCGGUCUCAACUCUUCGUAAUACGGUUUGACUCCAUGGCUUAAGCGUGACUUUUGACAAAACUUAGCCCGGACGUCUCUGUCCUCUCCCCCUUACCAUCCUCUUCCACUACAGGUAGCAGCAAGACACAAACCAAAGGGACGGUGACCCCUCCCCUCCUGUUGCUUGCCUUUCCCUCCUGAGGCAGCAUGGAGAUCCAGGCGUCUCACGGGCAGCUGGGAGCAGAGGGGGACUGUGAGAUGUCAAGCCUGCUGUUGCCCAGUCCUCAGAGCGAGGCGAUGACCCAUGAAAUGGAGGAACUGUCCUUGCAGCCGUUGCCUCCGCUCAAUGAACGCAAAAAUGGCCAGGACUCUCAGACAAUGGCUUGUGUGGAGGUCGAGACCCCCAGUGACUGCUGCACUGGGUUCAGAGAAGUCUUGCAGUUGAGGCUCCAGCAGAGGCGAACCCGGGAGCAGCUGGUGGACCAGGGCAUCAUGCCACCUCUGAAGAGCCCGGCAGCUUUCCACGGACAGAUCCGCAGUUUGGAGAGAGCCAGGACUGAGAAUUUCCUCAAGCACAAGAUUCGCAGUCGUCCUGAGAGAGCAGAGCUGGUCAGGAUGCACAUUCUGCAAGAGACCGGAGCAGAACCGUCGCUACAGGCCACCCAGAUGAAGCUGAAGAGGGCGCGUCUGGCCGACAACCUGAACGAGAAGAUCGCCCAGAGACCCGGCCCAAUGGAGCUGGUUGAGAAAAACAUCCUGCCGGUGGAUUCCAGCGUCAAACAGGCCAUCAUUGUGGGUCAAGUGAAUUAUCCCAAAGUGUUGGAUGAAGACAGCAGCGAUGCCCUGUCCCCAGAGCAGCCGGCCAGCCAGGAGUCUCAGAGCUCUGUCCCGUCUCCUGCAGAGAGCAAAGUCCCAGAGACGCCCUCUCCAGCUCCAGCACCACCACCAGUACCCAACACAAUCCUGCAGGCCUUCCCAGUCGCCACACAACCCACAACAGACUUUGUGAAAGUGAUCUCGGCCGCCGGCCGCCCAGCUGUCGCUCCUGCACUGCCAGUCACCACAGCUGCUCCAUCAAAACCAGGGCCAACACUGGUCAAACAAAGUCAGCAGAAGUCCCCCUCAGAGAAGAGCCGCAGUAAGAAGGGCAAAGAACCCAAGUCCAGGGUAAAAAAGCUCAAGUACCACCAGUAUGUUCCCCCAGACCAGAAGCAGGAGGCCAGUGAAGCUCCCAUGGACUCUUCUUAUGCCCGACUGCUGCAGCAACAGCAGCUGUUCCUCCAGCUGCAGAUCCUGAGCCAGCAACAGCAGCACUACAACUACCAGACGAUACUGCCGGCACCACUCAAGCCCGUGGCCGAGGGUCAGAGCGCCACCGCCGGCAGCUUGCCGACCCCCAUCAUGAUGUCUCUGCCCACUGCACCUCCACCUGCCCCUGUGACUCCGGCUCGUCCAAACAACUCGCUCUCGAACCGCAAGCCAGGAGUCCUACCUGCCAACCUGGAGGAGAUGAAGGUGGCUGAGCUCAAACUGGAGCUGAAGCUGCGUGGGCUUCCUGUUUCAGGCACUAAGACAGAUCUGAUCGAAAGACUGAAGCCUUUCCAGGAGAACCACAACACCGCUGCCCCUGCUACCAUCCCUGCCCCCGCCACCACCAUCCUCUCCUCCAUGCCCAUGGAGGUCACGACCACCACCACCACCCCUACCAUUGUGCUUCCAGUCCAGCAGGUUGCUCCAGAGAAUAUUAACCCCACACCACCGGUCUCACCCAUCCCCAAUGAUCGCUCCGAUGUCAGCAUGUCUGAGGCUGUGUCUGAAACACAAACGGUGAACACCAGCUGGGCGGGCCCACAGUCUUCACCUCUCCCAUUGUUCCGAGUCCCGGAGGAAAAGGACAGGCGUCUCCAUGAGAAGGAGCAGCAGAUCGUGGAGUUGAUGAGGAAGUUGGAGCAGGAGCAGAAGCUGGUGGAGGAGCUGAAGAUGCAGCUGGAGGUGGAGAAAAGAGGCCAGGGUGGCACCGCUGACCCUGCAGCUCCGAAACUGAACCCCGUUCCCACUGUCCUAAACUCUAACGUAGUAAAAAUAGAGGGCACGGUCCUCUCAAACUGUUCAUCCACCGCCACCACAAUCCCCAACUCUAUCCUGAGCUCCCAGACUCUCUCCCCCCUCCCAACAGUGGUCAAGUUGGAGGAUGUGACUGUCUCUUCUGGCAAGCCUCUGCAGCUCCAGACCCAAACCCAGCUCAUCACCCAGAUCCAGCCCCAAGCCCCACCCCAGAUCACCAGCAGCCCACAGCUGCUCUCCCAGUCUCAGAGGAGUCCCAAUCUCCAGUCCCAGUCCCAGCCCGCCGCCCCCAGCCUGCAGCAGUUCUUCAUCAGCCACCCCGGUGGAGUGUCUCAGGUGCUGGGGCAGCCGCAGACCUUGUUAACCACGACUGGUCAGGCUGGAACUCAGAUCCUCCUCCCAGUCUCACUGCCCAAUAACGCUACUGCAAUCCAGCUGCCGAGCACCACCGUCAGCCUUCAGUCUGUUCUUCAGGCCACGGUCUCUAAUCCAGGCCUGGUGCAGGCUUCGGUUCCUCAGCUGAAAAGCACUAAGAGAGAGACGGCGCCCAGCCAGCAGUUAACCAACCAGAACCCAUUACUGCAGACUCUGACAAUGUGCAAUAACACUACGAAUGUGGAGAACCAGACGAGGCCUGAGAUCAAUCCUCAGUGUUUCCUUAGAAGCUCCCCGGAGAACAGGGUCUCUCCACGGGCGUCACCCAACCACGUCUCCAACGGACCCCUCAAUAAGUCUCCUUCUCCUCAGCCGACCUUCAUCCUCCAGCCCACCUCCCUCGUUACUCAGCCUCCAAAGACAAAAGAGCCUCCCCGCUAUGAGGACGCCAUCAAACAGAGCCGCAACCUGCACGUCAACAAUGUUUCACAGGUUCCCACAGCAACCAGCCAGCAAAUGGAUGACUUGUUCGACAUCCUCAUAGAGAGCGGAGAAAUAACUCCGUUUAUCCAGCAGGAUCCUCACGUCUCUUUCACAAAGACCCUUCCAGUCACAGCAAGCAUCUCCACCCUGCCGGUGAACACUGCUCUUUCCAGGCCGCCACCACAGAUCCAGGUAGCCCCUCCCCAGACCCUGAACCCGGUCACCAACCCCAGCCUGCCCAGCCUCUCCUCCCUCGCCACUGACAACCAGCUGGAGGCCUUCCUGGAGAAUACGCUGGCUGAAACGGCACCAGCGUCAGAUCCGCGCACGCGGGGUCUGAUGGAGGAGCUACAGGCUCAACUGAUGGACCAGCAGCCGUAUUCGCCCAUGGACACGUCAGAGCUGUCCUUCUGUGAUUCGUCUUCACCCUCCUCGCUCAACAUGGGCCUGUCUGACCCCAGCCUGGACAACAUGGAGUGGCUGGACCUCACCAUGCCGCCAGGCCCUGCUGGGGCGCUCACACCACUAGGGAUCCCGACGGACUUCCUGGAUACGCAGGACCUGCAGCUGCACUGGGACUGACGGAGGUGGGAAUGACAGAUAAAGAAGUCUGGCGAGUUGGCAGAGCAGCUGAGCCAGGAGUGGAUGGAUGAAGAGAAGACCGCCGCAAAGACGUGGAUGACGCGUCGGUGCCACACAUCUAAACCAUCUGUAAUAUUCCCACUCAACUACAGGAAGAGAUGCUGUACAGGCUGAGCACUGAUUCAAGUUGAACUACAAGCAGGAGUUUGCACAGCUUUGAAAUAACGCCAUCACUGAGGGGAUCACCCGUCGUGUUAGUGAUAAGGGAUUUUAAACUUUUGCAGCGUGUGAUGUCACGAUUUUAACGAACAAACAGAGACGAAGAGCCAAAUGAAUCCUGGUAGCAUGGACUGUUUGUAAAUAAACCACACUAAUUCACUUCCUCUCGGACAGAGGUUGAUUUCUCCUGGAGAUUUUGUCGGUUGGCUCUCAGUGUGAACUCUGCGUUUUACUGUCGUCAGCUACAGCGGGGAUUUCUGAUUGGCCCUGAUGAGAUGUGUUUAGGGUGGCAGUGAGUCCAGCCUGAUGCAGCGAGCAAAACAGAAUCUUGAACUCAAUAUGUUUUCAUCUUGACGGACCACCGGAAAUAUAUGAAUUUGUGGGAAACUCUGAGCUUUUGUUGUGAUAUAACAGGACUUUUUUUUCAUCUAAAACAAGCAGCUCUGACAAGAGGAGACAGAAGACUUUGCAAGACACUUUCCUCCUUUUUUCCAACCUGUAGAAUAUAACUCCUCCAUUAACAUGGUCACUGUUCUUGGACUUCAAGUGGAGGAAAACUUUAUUUCCAGCCAGGAACCAACUUUUAAGGUUCUGAAACCAAUUUAUUUUUUGUGAAAAUGCUCCAAACGAUGCAGAAACUGGAACAGAACUCGUUCUAUGUUGAUGGAAAAAUGGGAAUCUGCCUCUGAGCGAAAGGGAUUCCUGACUGAGAGCCUCUGAUCACAGUGGUUCAGUCUAUCACAUACUGAACUUUACAUGUUUGCUGACUUAUCUGAUAUAUCCUUUCAGAUGUGACUGUUUUCUUCUGGCCUAUCACGACCCCGCGGUCGAGCUGAUGAACCAAUGACCCUAAAGAACAAACGAGCGGAGGAAGCUCCUCCGUCUGUGUGAGAGCUAUGCACAUAAGAGGCGGAGAGAUCUGACGCCUCGUUCACCUCGGAACAAGGAAAUGUGACUUCUGCAUAUCCAAGGUGAUCGUUAACAUGAUUGUGGUGAAGAUCGUUGCUCCGGAGAUACUGCAGUCAUUGUCCGAGUAUCUUGAAUGUAAUUCGAAAACUUUACUCACAAAGUUGGCAGCUUUUUCUUCUUCUGAUAGUAAACUGACAUCAAACGGUGGAAAGGGAACAAAUAUCAGUUUAUGAGACGUGCAGCAUGAACAGGUGUGAGUUGCGCGUUAUAUCAAGGAUGAAAGAUGUCUUUGGGAGAGAUGAGCUUUAUAUCGAGCUGUCCUACAGUGUCUCUGCACUUUGUGUGUGUGUGUGUGUGUGUGUGUGCGCGUGCGUGCGACUGCACAUGCGUGUGUUAGGGAAGGAAAUUACUGCAUCAUAGCUGCCUGCAGCUGAUCAGUUAGUCUGCUUUGACAGCCUGUUAAUCAUUGACCAGUCAUCAUUUCGAGGUAUCACACUUUUUCAAGAAGUACAACCCCAAUUCCAGAAAAGUUGUGUAAAGUGUUAAUGAAAACAGAAAGAGAAAUCUUUUUUUUCCUAUGAUUAAUUGAAUACAGUGCAGAAUUUGAUGGCUGCAACAUGUUAUAACAAAGUUGGGACAGGAGCAUGUUUAGCCCUGUUUGACAUCACCUUUUCCUUUAACAACACUAAAUAACUGUUUGGGAACUGAGGAUGCUAAUUGUUGAAGUUUUGAAAGUGAAAUUUUUUCCCAUUCUUGCUCAGUAUAAGACUUCAGUGUAUCAACUGUCCAGGGGUCUCUGUUGUUGUUAUUUGGGCUUCCUAACGCUCCGCACAUGUGCAGUAGGAAACAGGUCUGGACUGUAGGCAGGCCAGUGUAGUACCUGCACUCUGUUACUACAAAGCUGUUGGAACACGUGCAGAAUGUGUCUCAUUGUCUGGAUGGCAGCAUAUGUUGCUCUAAAACCUGUAUAUACCUUUCAGCAUUCAUGGUGCCUACACAGCUGUGAAGUGGACUGGCCUCGCUCGGGAACAACUGAGUCUUUUGAAGAUGCUCCUUUCAUACCUCAAUGAUGUUUUCAUCUACCAGUUAACCUGUGAAAUGUUUCAAACAGGUGUUUUUUGAGCAUUUAAUAACUUUCUUUCUUUUGUUGCUCCUGUUCGACCUUUAUUAUAACAUAUCGCAGCCAUUAAAUUCAGACUGAGUUUAUAUUUGCAAAAUCUGAAUGAAUAUUUUUUCUUUCUACUGCAUUCAACAGAAUAUAGGUCAAAAAUGAUUUAUAAAUCAGUGCAUUCUGUUUUUAUUUGAAUUUUACAAAACUUCCCAACUUUGUAUGAGUUGUAAUAUUUGGCUGGUUAAAGAACUCAGUUGCUGUGGACUGUAGGCAGUUUCCUGACCGUGUGUGUGUGAGAGAGACGCAUGGAAGCAUGUUGUGUGUAUGUGUGGAUUUGUCUUCCUGUCUUCUGCAUGUCCACCUGUGUCUCUGUGUGCAUGAUUGUUUAAUCUUGGGGCUAUUUGUCGCCCACAACUCGUCUGAAGAAGUUUGCUAAUAUCUAUUAAAUCAUUUGCUAUUUGGUCAACGCGUUCCAAACCCUUCAAAAGGCUUCUGAUGACUGUUUUCUGUUUUUGUAGUUGGGUCGGAGUCCCACAGUUAAAAAACGCACAAACACCUUUGAGGUGUGAGACGCAGUGAAGAGGGCUGAGCUGCUUUUAAAGCCGUUAAAAAUUCUUUAUUUUAUCGGAUUGCAUCAUAUCCUGCUCGCUGUUUCUUUCCUAAUCUAAAUGUUAACUUACUGAUUUAGUUCCUCUGUUUAGGAUGUUGUUUUGGGAUUGAUGCAGUCUCACAGUUGACCAUUUUAACCACUUAAAUCUGUCGUAUGUCAGUGGGCUUUAAAGGGCGCCGCCUCUCUUCUGUUUUGGCACAUUUUCACUUCCAGCUGUUGGUUCUUCAUGGUCGCUUCUAGCAGGACAGAUGUUUCUUGCAUUUUGAAUCGGUGUAUUUUCUGCCUGCGUGAUGCUGAUUUGCUGUUCAGCAGCAAUGAUUUGUCGGCCUGAGCAAACUGACUGAGAGCCCCUUAUGUCAAAGUGGUGCUGCAGUUUCACGUUUAUCAUCAGAUCGAAUCUAAAACCACCUCAAAGAGUUGCGCCAAAUACUGCACAGACCCUCUCCUGCGCUUUGUUGUAUUUCUGUCUUCGAACAAACUCGUGUAAAGCAACCGUUCAGAGAUGACCUCAACCUCCUGGUGACCUUUGCGUUGGUUGUGUCGGGGUGCUUGGACGCUCUGAUACCUGUGAGCAGGUCGAGUCUUCUUCUCCAGAUUGCUGGUAGUGUUAAAGGGAUAGUCCAGAUUUUUUUAAAUGGGGUUGUGAGGGGUACUUAUUCAUAAUCAUUGUAUUAAAUACAGUAGAUGGUAGUCACGUUAGCUAAGCAAUCUACUGCUGUUGAGGAGUCAACUACAAAACGUAUUUUAGCCACCUAAAAAAUGUUUGACUAAAGAAAUCUGUAUCAGUUAAAGUGUACACUACAUUCACAGUAUUUUCCCUACUCUAUCUUUCUGUCUGACAGAGAUUUUCAACAGGAAAAUUAAGCUGCUUCCUUCAAAGCCAGCCUCCAUUGAGAAAAACAGUGCAUGAACAUUUUUUUAAUCACAAUUUAAUUUAAUUUAAUUUUUUAAAACUUUUUUUUCAAGGACAAAAUUGUUUUCUCCACAACCAUCUGUUGCAAAGAAAUUGUGCGCAUUCGUAAACUGAGCAAACAUGCUACCAGGGCUGAAAAUCAGCUUUUUAUUUCAUUUCAGCGUAAAAUUCUUGUUCUAAUUCUAACCGCUGACGCUGCUCCGUUAUGAGUGUUUUUCCGGCAAGUGCGGAUUAUUUACUGGAACGGCAUAAUGAUACAAGCAGAUAAUUGCAACCACGUCCGUUCUUUGCUUCCCAGUUGAAAACAUUCAUCUAAAACAUUUAAUAAUUGAUCCUUCUGUUCUCCUCUCAAUUAUAUUCAAGUACUUUUUUUAAGGACAGAGUUUUUAAAAAAUGUCUGAAAAGCACCUCAAGCAUCUUGUACUAACCUUGAGAAGUAGACGCCUGUGUUCAGCGAGCUAAAAUGACGAAAAUGAUGUUUUUGUGAAUGGAGUCUGGUGGUUGAGAAGCAUCGACAGGAACUGAAGUCAUUAAUGACUCACAUCAAAUCAUGUCGUCGAAUGUUUAAAUAAAACUGAAAAUGCUCUCAACAUAACAUACGCUCAAACUGAUGGAGAUUUUUUAAAUGUUUUGUGGCUGACUCGGUCCAAAGCAGUAGAUUUUUUCGCUUCCACGUCAGACUCCAGCCUGCUUCUCCAAAAAAAAAAAUCUGCACUGAUCCUUUAAAGCGUACAUAGAAUGAAGAGUAAGAAUCACAGGUUGAUUUAUGUGUUGCCGAGAACAGAUGACGAGUUCAUGCUGUUUUGUUUUUUUGUGUGUUUUUUAAAGUCUGUCAAUUUGAUCUUUUGUUGCCAAAAAAGGCAGUGGAACAUAUUCUCACAUUUUGUUAAUUUUCUCACAUUUUUUGUAUUUAU